AUGCCCUCCGCCACAGGAACCCUCCACACCUACCACCCAACCCGCGGCCUCCUUCUUUUCGAACACGCACACGGCCAUGCCUCGCCACCACCACCCAAUAUCCUCCUCUUCGUCGGCGGCAUGUUCGACAACUUCCUCUCUCCCAACUACACCCUAUCCCUAGCCCAGCUGUUUCGGUCUUCAGAGCGGCCCAAAUGGCGGCUAGCGCACAUCCAACUCUCCUCCGCGAUGCGCGGCUUUGGCAUCUCCUCGCUCAGCAGGGAUGCGCAGGAACUCAAUCUUGGCGUGAAAUUCGUGCGUGAGCACCUCCUCGCCGGCAACAGCAGCGGGAAAGUCGUGCUAAUGGGCCACUCCACCGGCACGCAAGACCUCAUCUCGUACUGCUACCUCAACAACAAAACCACCGGCCCGCUGGCAGAGCGGGCAAAGGUCGACGGAAUCAUCCUGCAAGCCGCCGUCUCAGACCGCGACACCGCGACGCCCGGCCCAGACGCAAGUGCUGAGCGUCGGCUCCGCUGGACGCAGUGCCUGGACCUAGCGCGCAGCACGCCGGAUGCAGAGAAGCGAACGACGGUGCUGCCGAUGCAUUUGACGAACAGUAUUUUCGGGCCUGCGCCGUUGAGCGUGGAGCGGUUCUUGAGUCUGGCGAGUCCGGACAGUCCCGAGAGGCCGGGUGAGGAUGAUCUGUUGAGCGGUGAUGCGAGCGAGGAGUGGUUGAAGAAGACGUGGGGCGUGGCUUUUGGCGGCUCUGAAGGAGUUUUUCAACCGAUGCCUAAGUCAAGGAAGAAGGAGCCACUCAUCCUCCUGUCUGGGAAUGAUGAGCAUGUUCCUGGACACGUCGAUCAGAAUAAGCUUCUCGAGAAAUGGCGAGAAGCAGUCGAGAAGGCUGGCGGGGCGCUGCAUAGCGAGAGCCAGGUAAUCGCAGGGGCAGUGCAUGAUGUGAGCGGCGACGACGCGGCGAGCUUUCGUGCGAGGGAGCUUGCUUUGAGAUGGGCGGUAGUUCUGUAUCUGGCGGGCGUUCUAGGCGAAGAAAUUGAUGACGGCACGGACAGGGCACUGGAGGAAGCAGAGGAGCAGUGGAAGACGAUGCAGAACGCAGGACAGCAGCAGUCUACGCCGACUGAGAAGGAGGAUCUCGCAUCAAAGAUAUAG
Cyphellophora attinorum is the source of this 1152-nucleotide messenger RNA. RefSeq lists its product as uncharacterized. The coding region runs from base 1 to 1152 and encodes 383 amino acids. NCBI's taxonomy places the organism in Eukaryota, Fungi, Ascomycota, Eurotiomycetes, Chaetothyriales, Cyphellophoraceae. The transcript has a single exon. The record is from RefSeq and is a predicted model, not a curated record.